UGAUUACACCGGGUACAAUAGUUCAAAAGAGUGUGUUAUCUCGACGCCGCUUAAAAAUGGAACGAUUUAUUGACUUGAUAUAUUUGCUAUAUUUUGCCAGUCAUAUUCCAGUUGCAAUAUUUAUAGAUUCGCAAGCAGUUUUGCCGAGAUGGAUUUAUCCAAAACCGGCAGUAGACCUUGUGGACUGGUACAUGAAUGAGUUUGGUGAUUCUAUGAUGAAAGGGACACAACCCUGGUUCCAGUCGUUUAUUGUCUGUGAAAUUCUGCUACAGUUUCCGUUCUUCUUUGUGGCACUUUACGCAAUCUUGAAAGGUAUCUCGAAAAAUCGUUGGAUAAGAAUUCCUUUGAUCGUUUACUCCACCCACGUGACCACCGUGUUGAUCUGUAUAUAUCAUCACUUGUUCUUACAUGAUUUCUCGAAAGACGAAUUUCCUGGACCAAAGACCAUGAAAGAUCGUGCACUUCUUGGACUUAUUUAUUUUCCAUAUUUUAUUGUGCCUGUGAUUUUAUUAAUAGAUGCCCUGUUUAGUUCCAGAUAUAGGACAGAUAAUGCACGUGCAAGACCUGUAAAUGCAAAGAGUAAAAAAGCCCGGUGAUUUCUAACAUGGUUGUUGUAAACUGAAAUUAGCCAGGCGACAAAGACUUAAUGAUCAUUAUAACAUGUUUGAACAAUUUCAUAUGUUUUUUCUUCUUCUUCUUCGUCGUCGUCUUGUUCUUAAAUUCUUCUUCUUCAUUUAAGUUUAAAGGAGGUUCACUGAGGUCCAAACUUUUCAAAGUUGUAUUUUUACAUAUGAUCAACAGGGGUACUUUAAAAAUAAGAAAAAAAUAUGCAAAUAUAAAAUAGGUUUACUUGAGGCCAUAUUCCAUUACAGAUAAAAUUAUUAUUCGGGAAAACAAAGAAAAUAGAAAGAGUGAAUGUUAUUGAUACAGACCAACAUAAAGCUGAACACAAAUAUCAAAAAAUACUUCCAUACAGUGCCCAUAAAACCUCAGUGGAAGCCUUUUAAGUAGUUAAGUAUACAAAAACAAAAAAGUCGAAUGCCUCCAGCUUAUUAAAAAUUUACUAUUAUUGAUUUUUUUAUUAUCGAUACUAUAUUUUCAUAUUAGUUUUGACAAUGUAUGUAAUAAAUAAAUUACGGUCA
Molecule: messenger RNA, 1142 nt
Organism: Ruditapes philippinarum (Manila clam)
Lineage: Eukaryota; Metazoa; Mollusca; Bivalvia; Venerida; Veneridae
Product: sigma intracellular receptor 2-like
Exons: 3
Coding region: 57-596 (179 amino acids)
Cellular component (GO): endoplasmic reticulum
Source: RefSeq, a predicted model, not a curated record